AUGUUGUUGAUCUUACGAGCACCUGAUGGCUAUCAAAGCCUCUUUGUUGUGUUGAUUAGACGUCCAGCAGUAAUUAACUCGCAUAAAUUCUUCGUUACCCAUGAAGUCUUAGUCAAAAUUCUGCUAGUCAUCGCACUACGAUACGCAUACUUCUGUAGUGUGACGGAGCCAGGAUUCGGUGCCUCAGCAAUGAGCCAAACAGAGAGGAAUCCGAAAAUCGAAAAUCGUUACAUACGCAUGAACCCGGAAAGGGCGGAAGUGGAUGAUGGAAGAAUUCCUCGUAUCGAUGCAGACGAAACACCAUGGCUAGCGAAUUUCGCCCGGUUCUGUCUACAUAACGAACCGUGUGUGUUCAGCGAAACGUUCACAACAGAUUGGUCAGCGAGACAGCUAUGGGUCCGUGAGGAUGGUUCACCGAAUUUAGACUACCUUAGAAAGGCGUAUGGUUCGCAAAUUGUUCCUGUUAUCACAGAAGAUAGUUGUAAGCCAAUUGAAAUGACAUUUGCUAAGUUCUGCGAUUAUUGCGAAGAUCAAAAGUCAGGUGGUGAUUCAGCUUCUCAGUACUUGAAGGAUUGGCACUUUCAAAAGAGCUGCGGUACUAGCAUGUACGAUGUGCCAGCCAUGCUGUCCAGUGAUUGGGCAAACCGUGAAAAAUGGACGGAUGAUGACGAGAAUCCAUUUAGAGGCGACUACCGAUUUGUGUAUUUUGGUGUGAAGGGCACUUGGACCAAAUUUCACUCGGAUGUUAUGUCAUCAUAUAGUUGGUCGGCUAAUAUUUGUGGUCGCAAACUCUGGUAUUUUGUCCCGCCAGGCAAUGAGAACGUCUUUAUGCAGGAGAAUAAACAGCUUCCAGAAGACAUUAGACUUUACAGACAGUUAUGGGAGAAGGCCGAUGUUAUGGUUUUGAUUCAAAAUCCAGGUGAAAUCGUUUUUGUGCCAACAAAUUGGUAUCAUCAAGUGCAUAAUCUGGAAGAUACGAUAUCGAUCAACCAUAACUGGUUGAACGCAUCAAAUAUCCAUUUGAUCUAUGAAUUCUUGAGACGGCAUCUGAAAGAGGUUCAGAAAGAGAUUGGCCAUCUGUCUAAUCUGUUUUCGAAGCAAGAAAUGAGGGAACAAGAACAGUUUGUGCUUGGCGCGGACGCACGGAUGAACAUGCCACGUCUUCGCCGCUUGCUAGAAAUGGUCAUAGCUGACCGUAGCCAAGGACCGCAAGCGAAGUGCUACGUGUGCCACAAACAUGCUAAUCCCAAAGACUGUAAAGAUGACCAUGAAUGUAUGGAUAAGUUCUCCACGUACUGCAAAUGUACUACGAAACAAUGCGAGGCUUGUGAUGCUUUUAUGCGAUCAUUUGAAUUGUCCACAGCGAUCUCUCUUUUGGAUACGAUGAGAGCGGAUGGAUUCUAA
Messenger RNA from Necator americanus (New World hookworm), 1404 nucleotides. RefSeq lists its product as uncharacterized. Gene Ontology annotation, biological process: positive regulation of translational termination; protein hydroxylation. NCBI's taxonomy places the organism in Eukaryota, Metazoa, Nematoda, Chromadorea, Rhabditida, Ancylostomatidae. Gene Ontology annotation, cellular component: cytoplasm; nucleus. The transcript is spliced from 9 exons. The record is from RefSeq and is a predicted model, not a curated record. Gene Ontology annotation, molecular function: 2-oxoglutarate-dependent dioxygenase activity; sequence-specific DNA binding. Bases 1 to 1404 code for a protein of 467 amino acids.